Haliotis rufescens (red abalone) is the source of this 642-nucleotide messenger RNA. Its product is annotated as octapeptide-repeat protein T2-like. The transcript has 2 exons. The record is from RefSeq and is a predicted model, not a curated record. The coding region runs from base 1 to 642 and encodes 213 amino acids. NCBI's taxonomy places the organism in Eukaryota, Metazoa, Mollusca, Gastropoda, Lepetellida, Haliotidae.
AUGUGGAGUGGGAGAGAGAGGGGAGGUGGAGGAAGCGGAGAGAUAGAUAUAGAUGUGGAUUUGGAGAGAGAAGGGAGGUGGAGGAAGAGGAGAGAUAGAUGUAGAGUGGGAGAGAGAGGGGAGAUGAGGAAGAGGAGAGAUAGAGGUGGAGUGGGAGAGAGAGGGGAGGUGGAGAGGAGGGAGAGGAGAAAGAGAGAGGAUGAAGUGGAGAGAGAGAGACGGGGAGUGGGAGAGAAAAGAGAGGGGGAGAGGAGGGUGAGGAGAAAGAGAAAGGGGAGGUGGAGGAGGAGGGGAGGAGGAGAGAGAGACGGGGAGCGGGAGAGAGAGGGCAGGAGGAGGAGAGAGACGGGGAGUGGGAGAGAGAGGGCAGGAGGGGGAGAGACACGGGGAGUGGGAGAGAGAGGGCAGGAGGAGGAGAGACACGGGGAGUGGGCGAGAGAGGGCAGGAGGAGGAGAGAGACGGGGAAUGGGAGAGAGAGGGAGGAGGAGGAGGAGGGAGACGGGGAGUGGGCGAGAGAGGGAGGAGGAGGAGAGAGACGGGGAGUGGGAGAGAGAGGGCAGGAGGAGAGAGACGUUGAGUGGGAGAGAGAGGGUGGAGGAGAGGAGGGAGAGGAGGAAGAGAGAGUGGAGGAGGAGGAAUGA